Vitis riparia (riverbank grape) is the source of this 4143-nucleotide messenger RNA. Its product is annotated as putative disease resistance protein At3g14460. The record is from RefSeq and is a predicted model, not a curated record. The transcript is spliced from 7 exons. Bases 254 to 1585 code for a protein of 443 amino acids. NCBI's taxonomy places the organism in Eukaryota, Viridiplantae, Streptophyta, Magnoliopsida, Vitales, Vitaceae.
AAAGAUGGAUGGAGUGCAAAAGGUUGGUACAGAGUUCUACAGAAAUGGUUCUGGUUCUUCAUUUAAGCCAUUUGGAUCCCUAGUGACUCUAGUGUUUCGAGAGAUGUUGGAGUGAGAGGAAUGGGUUUGUUCUGAAGUUGAAUUCCCUUGUCUAAAGGAGCUUCAUAUUGUACAAUGUCCAAAGCUGAAAGGAGAUGUACCUAAGCAUCUUCCUCAUUUAACAGAACUUGAGAUUACUGAAUGUGGGCAGCUGAUGGAUUCUCCUCCCAUACUUCCAUCGAUUGAUCAGCUGCGGUUAGACAAAUUCGAUGAUGCUAUAUUUAGAAAUGCUGUUAACCUCUCUUCACUUACUUGUUUGAAUGCAAGUAAUAUUUGUAGAAUACCAGUGGAAUUGCAACACCUGCAUUCUCUUGUAGAAUUGUACCUUGUUGAUUGUCAGGACUUAAUUGAAUUGCCAACCAUUCUACACAAACUCAUCUCUCUAAAACGCUUGGUUAUCAAGAAAUGUCCAAAUCUUUCAUCAGUUUCGGAGAUGGAGCUGCCAUCCAUGCUUGAAUACCUUAAAAUAAAAAAAUGUAGGAGUCUGGAGUCCCUACCAGAUGGAAUGAUGCAAAACAAUAACUGUCUUCGACAUUUGAUUGUGAAAGGUUGUGGUUCUUUGACGUCCUUCCCCAAUGUCACUUCAUUGGAAUAUCUUGAAAUAAAAAAUUGUGGGAAAGUAGAGUUACUCCUGCCUCAGGAUAUCAUGAUGCACAACUGCUACCCUUCCCUUAGAGUCUUUGUGAUAAAAAGCAGUUGUGAUUCUCUCAGGCUCUUUCCGUUGGGCUUCUUCACAAAGCUUGAGCAUCUUUGGUUCAGAAGGUUUGCAAAUCUGGAGGCCCUUUACAUUCCAGAUGGACUUCACCAUGUGGAUCUCACAUCUCUCCAGUACAUUACCAUCUGGGAUUGCCCUAAUCUGGUGUCUUUUCCACAAGGAGGAUUGCCAACUCUGAACCUCAGAGUGCUUUUGAUCGGCAAUUGCAAGAAGCUUAAAUCCCUGCCCCAACAAAUGCACACCCUCAUCACAUCCCUUCAAGAUUUGAGAAUAGUUGAUUGUCCAGAAAUUGAUUCGUUUCCACAAGGGGGUUUGCCAACUAGUUUAUCUCAACUUACCAUCUCAGAUUGCUACAAACUCAUGCAGUGCCGGAUGGAAUGGGGCUUACAAACACUUCCCUCUCUUAGAAAAUUGGAAAUUCAAGAUAGCGAUGAAGAAGGAAAGUUGGAGUCAUUUCCGGAGAAGUGGCUGCUGCCCUCCACUCUUUCCUUCGUUGGAAUUUAUGGUUUUCCAAAUCUGAAAUCCCUUGAUAAUAUGGGGCUUCACAACCUCAACUCUCUUGAAACUCUGGAGAUUCAAGGCUGUACAAUGCUCAAGUCCUUUCCAAAACAGGGGCUGCCCUCCUCCCUCUCAUGUCUUAAAAUUGGGAACUGCCCUCUGCUAAAGAAGCGGUGCCAAAGGGAUAAAGGGAAAGAAUGGCCCAAGAUUUUUCACAUCCCCAGCAUUGUGUUGGAAGAGUAUGAGUCAUCUAAGGAAGUAAUCUUGUCAUGAGGCCCUUGCAUCCAUGCUCUUGCUUUUCUAUGCAAUUAUUGAUUGGGAUUCAGCUAGUAGUGUGCUCUACUGAAAAAAAAAAGCCAGUGCCAAGGGAUAAAGGGAAAGAAUGGCCUAAGAGUUCUCACAUCCGCAACACUUUGUUUGAAAAAGGAGUCAAUUUAUCUGGAUGAGCCAUCUUAUGAUGAGGUUGUCUUAUCAUGAGACCCUUGCAUCCAAGCUCUUAGCUUUUCUUUGGACUCAUGGCCACCCAAUUAUUCAUUUAGGUUGAUUUUGGAUGACUUUUGAAUUUGACCAAAAAUAUUCAAAGGUGUGGUCUCUGAGUCAGGCCACUGAAUGAGUUGUUAACAAAAAUGGCAUUUUGGAAAGUGAAUAUUCAUGUUAACUUUCAAACCCAAUUGUUAGUUCACAUCAAACUGGAGAUAAGAGUUUGUUCAUUGGACUUCAAUGUUGCUGGCUUCUGGUGUAAGGUGCAAAGUUCUUGGCUAUCAAAAGGCUUUAUGUCAGACUUCAUGCUGCAAUGGACCAAAACACUCUUCAUGCUCCUUAACAAGCCCAGACAGAGUUACUAUGAUAAGGAUACAUGGAUGUGAGUGGAGAUCUGGAUUCUCAAAGGUGUUACAAAUGUAGUGCAGAAUCACCAACACUUGGAACUAUUUGUGUUGCAAAUAUUCUUUUAAGUCUUAGUUUUAAAGAAGUUUGUUAUGUUUUCUUCAAUAUUGUUUUGAUCAACUAUUGUUAACAUAUAUAUCUUGUGUAGUAUCAUUGCUUCACUGUAACCAUAAUAUUGGUAAUGCUCUACUGCACAAAGAUGACCGGCUUUCCAAUUUGAUUCUUUUGAAAUUCUACUUAUGUGUGAUAUUUCUCUUGAAAUUCUAUUUAUGUAUGAUUUUUUUUGAGUGAUAUUUCUGUGUUUUACUUUUAGAAAGAGGGUAAUUCUCUCUUAUAAAGGGAUUUAAUUAGAUAUUCGUUUGGAAUCUUAGGUGCUGUUGCUUAAGUUGUGCUUUGUUACUUAGAAACAGAGUUGUCCUUGUUUCCUUCAGUUUCAUUUCUAUGCUUUCUUUGAUGAUUUCUUCUUUCAAAUAAGGAAGCAGUGCGGUAAAUCGAAUACUGGACAGAAUUUAAAUCAAUAGGUAGAUAUUUUAUAGACUUAGAUGAAAAAGGUUUGUCUAUUUCUAGCUCACAAAGCUUAAACAUCUCCUCUUUCUUGUCCUUUGUUUCAUACACUCUACAAAUGUUCAUAGCAUUUUAAUGAAAUAUUUCGAUAUUGCUGCUAUUAAAACCUAUGUCCAUCUUCAUGUUAUGCAGUUUCCUCUAUGGUAUCACUGAAGAAUUUGUAAGAAGCAUUUUUGUCAUAUAGAUGAUUCUUUUACAACUCAUCACCAUGGUUCUUGGCAAGCAACUAUGUCUUUCACUAUCAUAAUGAUUCUGUUUUGCUUGGUCAAUAGGUAUGCUGCAAUGGGACUAGGACAUCAUCCAUGUGCCUUUGGGAAGUUGACAUUAAAUUCUGAGGGUAAUUUGGUGCUUGAAUGGAGACUGGUGGUUUGAAGUUGAUGUCGAAUCACCAAGACGCAAAAAUAUAUGGAUGCUAUACUCAUUGUAUAUACUUUUCACUUCUCCUGUGUCUUGCAUGGCACUUGGGUAUGCUCUUUUGCAUGGGGAGAGCUUAGGCAUGGUAGAAAAACAGAAUCUAUGGAAGGCUUCUGGUGUAAAUGCAAAUUUCUUGGCUGUCAAAUAUGCUUUGCUACCUUAAUUGAUCUUGUUGCUGGAGUUUUAUGUCUGACUUUGUGCUGCACGGGACCAAAACAUUCUUCCUGUCACUUGAAGAAGCCCAAAGAGAGUUACCUGAUAAGCAUAUGUGGCUGUGAGUGGAGAACUUCAUGCCCAAAUGUGGUGCAGAGUCAUUAAGACUUGGAACUAAUCAAGUGUGAAGGAAAGCAGAGGAAGCUACACUAGUUUUUUCUCCCUUGAAUAAUACUUGAAUAUAGUACUCCUAUAUGUGAGGAGGUUAGCAAGGCAGGACAGCCUUCUUCUUCCCUACGAGCGUAUCUAUCAAAUGAAGCGGCUAAUGUCAUUGCCGCUAUGACAUGCAACCUCUGCAGCUGUUGGAAGCUGAUACAGAUUUCUCAUCUUACAGACAAGGUUUCUCGUCUGUCGAUACUGCAACUAUUUGCAUGCUCAGUUUGUUAGUUUCUUAAUUGUAAGCGGAUGAGAGCAAUGUCCCUUGAUAUCUGUUUGGGCUCAUAAGGCAUCCUGUUGCAACUCUUGCAUUGUAGCUGCUUACCAAGUAGUUUCUUCUUGUUGGAAAUGUGUUCUGGUGGGAUAUUGAAUAUUCCUAAGUUAUACUACUUUCUGUAUCACAGGAUGUUCUGUGUAUUUCAGUUCAACUUACUGAUAUGAUUUCAAUUCUAGGGGGUCCAUUGCCCUCUAAGCAAGAUGAGAAUAUUUAGAAGGGUAUGACAAAUAACCAAAUAUGGGAUUUACCAACCCAACAAAGUAGCAUUCUUCCACCUUUACACUUGAACUACAGUAUCUUAUCAUGAGGCCUUUCCAUCCAA